Molecule: messenger RNA, 966 nt
Organism: Neopelma chrysocephalum (saffron-crested tyrant-manakin)
Lineage: Eukaryota; Metazoa; Chordata; Aves; Passeriformes; Pipridae
Product: SH3 and multiple ankyrin repeat domains protein 3-like
Exons: 4
Cellular component (GO): dendritic spine; postsynaptic density; postsynaptic membrane
Molecular function (GO): ionotropic glutamate receptor binding; synaptic receptor adaptor activity
Source: RefSeq, a predicted model, not a curated record
AGACGAGGCGGGAAGGAAGGAAGGAAGGAAGGAAGGAAGGACAGCCGGAGCCGGGCCCCACCGGCCGCGUUCCUCCCCUCCCACCCCCCGGCCAUGGCGGGGCCGUGACAGCCGAGCCCCCGCGGGCGGGCGCUGCCCGAGCCGGGCUUUGACUCGACUCGCGGGGGGCUCCCGGAGCCUCUCGGGCGGCCGCAGGGGGGAAAAAGGCGCAGCCCAGGGACAUGACUUGGACUCUGCUCCUCGGCUGAGGGGCUCCACGUUCCUGCGGGAGCUCCGGGGGGCCUCGCCCCGCGCCCGGGACUGUGGUGGCCACCGAGACCAUGAAGAAGUUCGCCUCCACGCGCAGCCUCAAUAAGAUCCUGCAGCAGUGCGACUCCUCAUCCCGCGAGUACGAGGAGAUCCAGGCUGUGGAGAAGAAGUGGCACCUGCAUCUGGCCACUCCUCGUAAGUUCCUGGACAAGAGAUGCAAAAUGCCGUCUCUCUUCCUUUCAGCUCCGCCGCCUCCCAAGAGAGCGCCCAGCACCACCCUGACGCUGCGGUCCAAGUCCAUGACGGCCGAGCUGGAGGAGCUGGCCUCCAUGCGGAGAAGGAAAGGGGAGAAGCUGGAUGAGAUCCUGGCGGCCGCAGAGCCGGCGCUGAGGGCGGAUAUCGUGGAAGCAGAUUCCAGGGCAGCCACUGUGAAACAGAGACCAACCAGCCGGAGGAUCACCCCUGCAGAGAUCAGUUCCCUCUUUGAACGCCAGGGCAUGGCAGCACACUCGGGGGUCCUGGCGGGAGCUGAGAAGCCCCACGUUUCCCUGCGCAAAGGAAUUCCACGGACAAAAUCCGUAGGUAAGACAGCCUGGGGGAGGGGAGAAAUCCCUUUGGGAAGGGGAGGGAUGGGCCCCGUGGGCAGGAAAGGCUCAGCCCUUUCCAGCUCUGUGAGGUGGGAGCGUCCCGUGGAAUUCCUGCUACCAGGGCUGCCUG